AUGAACGCUCGCUGCGGUUACGACUUGUUUGAUCUUAAGCUACCAGAUUACCGAAUACCUUUAUCUGUGGUAUUCGCGACAAAUUCCGUCUCAGCAACAUUUUUGAACGCUCUUGUCCUCUACACGAUCUGGAGGACUCCUUCUUUACACAAACCUUCGUACAUUCUGAUAGCAAAUCUUGCUCUCACGGACUUUAUCUCGGGCGCCAUUGUACAGCCGUUGGCCGUCGUCGAAAACAUCACAAUUCUAAUGAAUUUAAAGGAGGUUUUCUGUAGCGUUUGGCUUGCUCUUAAAGUACUUGGGUACUGGAUGGGAGCAAAGUCUCUCUUGACUAUAGCAAUUAUCGGUGUUGAUCGUUUGUUGGCCAUUCGAUUGAAGAACAUGUAUCGAAGUGUUGUUACUUUCAAGCGUACUGCAUUGGUUCUUCUAAUWGGGUGGAUAGCUACAGGUAUCAUAACUAUUCCUGUUUUAGUUUUGGUCAGUCUCCCACUCCAUAUUCUUAUUUUUUUGGCUUCAUCUUAUCAGGCAUUGAUGGUGACGACCGUAAUCGCUUGUUAUUCUAUAGCGUUUUACUCCUUGAAAAAGUUAUCUUCAUCAGUGUCACCCAAUUCUGCUCCCACAAAUGAAACACCGCCUACAGAAAACCAGGCGUUCAAUAUCGAGAAAUAUCGAGGGACGUUCAAUACAAUGCUUCUUGUGGUUGUUUGUGUAAUGCUCUUUUAUAUACCAUACAUCGUUUCUAGUAUGUACUCUGGUAUAUCUCUCAAAGAUUCUCAUGAUUCUGGUCAACAUGAGUUAUCUGUGGAAAGGUUUAAGAUGAUUUAUCUGACCGAGUUAAUAAUCGAAAUUAAUUCAAUUGCCAAUCCUUUGUUGUAUCUAUGGAGAAUGAAAGAUCUCAGUUCGCAAUGCAGUUGUUAA
This is a messenger RNA of Actinia tenebrosa (Australian red waratah sea anemone), 918 nucleotides long. RefSeq names its product probable G-protein coupled receptor No9. Lineage: Eukaryota; Metazoa; Cnidaria; Anthozoa; Actiniaria; Actiniidae. The record is from RefSeq and is a predicted model, not a curated record.